AUGUUGGGGAGGGACGAGCUGCUGCGGCGGAGCCUCGUGACGCUGGCGGCAGCCGUGGUGGUGACCGGGGUGGCCACGGCGUCCGUGCGGAAGGCGCUGGCCACCUACGUCUUCGGCAUCCUGGCCAUCGCCGGCGUGCUGCUCCCGGACUGGGAGUUCUUCGACCGCGACUUCUCCCAGUGGCUCACCCCCAUGCCCGCCUCCCGCCGCACGGCCGCCGCCGCCGCCGCCGAGCGCGAGCACGACAUUUGGAGAUUUAAGCCGUAUCCACUCAGGAUGGCCGUGCUCACGACGAUCUACGGGUUUGGACUUUACAAGUGGUGGACGUACGUAUCUCACUAA
Messenger RNA from Triticum turgidum subsp. durum (durum wheat), 342 nucleotides. Lineage: Eukaryota; Viridiplantae; Streptophyta; Magnoliopsida; Poales; Poaceae. The record is from the annotation of a GenBank genome assembly.